AUGGCUUCCUCCACGAAACCUCGCUCCGGGCCGUCGGGAACGAAGCGGUUGGCACCGGACAGCGAUCGCCCCAUCUCCCCCCCGCCGAUUAAACGCAAGACACAAACUGCCAUUUCGAAGUCCGCCGUCGCGAAUUUCUUCACCCCAGCCUCCCAAAAACCAAAAGACCGCACGAUAUGGAGCGAACGAGCACCUGACGAGGACUCACCGACUACACUGCUCGUCGCGAAAUACACGCCAGAGGGCGCGCCUGGAUCGGCUGGCACUCCUGCUCCACCACGCAAGAUUGCGGCAUUCGAUCUUGAUUCAACCCUGAUCACAAGCGCUUCGGGCAAGAAGUUCUCUGAUGGCGCAGCGGACUGGAAGUGGUGGCACCAUUCGAUCCCUGGGCGACUAAAACAGCUCUGUAACGAUGAUGGGUACCAGGUUAUCAUUUUCACAAACCAAGCCGGCUUGACGCUGCAUCCAGACCCGAAGUCGAAAGGACCAAAGAACGCCAAGAACCGCGUUCCCGAGUUCAAACAAAAGUGUGGCGCGAUCCUCGGCCAACUUGACCUUCCGAUUACAUUGUAUGCUGCCACGGCCAAGGACAUUUAUCGCAAGCCGCGGCCCGGGAUGUGGGCCGAGAUGAAGGACGACUACGAUUUAGCCGAGUCCGAUAUCGAUCUCCAAAACAGUAUAUUUGUUGGGGACGCAGGGGGCAGGAUGGGAGAAUUGAAAGGGCCUAAGGUUUCUGGGAAAGACUUCAGCUGUUCUGAUCGGAACCUGGCACACAACAUUGGGAUCCCGUACCAGACGCCCGAGGAGUUCUUCUUGGGCGAGAGCCCUCGCGACUUUUCUCGCGAUUUCGACCUGGACAAGUUUCCGUUUGUGGAAGAGGGUCCAAACGGUGACACAAAGGUGGAAAAGACUAACGAAAAGGAGAUUAUCCUCUUCGUUGGCUCUCCAGGAUCCGGCAAGAGCACGUUCUAUUGGAAGUACCUGAAGCCUCUUGGUUAUGAGAGGGUAAACCAGGACCUCCUCAAGACUAAGGACAAGUGCUUCAAAGUAGCAGCCGGGCUUGUCGAUGAGGGCGAAUCUGUCGUCGUGGACAACACCAACGCCGAUAUCGACACCCGCGCACAAUGGGUGGCCCUUGCGCGGAAGCACAAGGUGCCGAUUCGAUGCCUCUGGUUCCGGACGCCCCCGCAGCUGUGCGAGCAUAAUGCCGCGGUGCGGUUCUUGAAUAAGACGCUCAAUCCCGAAGCUCGGGACGCCCUUCCGAAGAUCGCCUUCACUGGGUUCGCCUCGCGGUUCAAGGAACCCAAGCUCGAGGAGGGAUUCCAAGACAUUAUCCCCGUGGACUUCAAAUUCCGAGGAACAAAGGAAGAAUAUGGCGUCUGGGGUCGAUACUGGGUGUAG
Molecule: messenger RNA, 1401 nt
Organism: Dichotomopilus funicola
Lineage: Eukaryota; Fungi; Ascomycota; Sordariomycetes; Sordariales; Chaetomiaceae
Product: polynucleotide kinase 3 phosphatase-domain-containing protein
Exons: 7
Coding region: 1-1401 (466 amino acids)
Biological process (GO): DNA repair
Molecular function (GO): polynucleotide 3'-phosphatase activity; ATP-dependent polydeoxyribonucleotide 5'-hydroxyl-kinase activity; double-stranded DNA binding
Source: RefSeq, a predicted model, not a curated record